Molecule: messenger RNA, 2717 nt
Organism: Ochotona princeps (American pika)
Lineage: Eukaryota; Metazoa; Chordata; Mammalia; Lagomorpha; Ochotonidae
Gene: PTGIS
Product: prostaglandin I2 synthase
Exons: 10
Coding region: 318-1805 (495 amino acids)
Biological process (GO): prostaglandin biosynthetic process
Molecular function (GO): monooxygenase activity; prostaglandin-I synthase activity; heme binding
Source: RefSeq, a predicted model, not a curated record
UCCUGAGCUCCUCCCCCAUUCCUUCCCUCUUCCCCCGACCUCCUUCCCGUCCCUCCGCUGUAUUUUGCCUCUCUUCCCUCCUCCCCGGCGCCCCCUGUCCCGCCACGUCCCUCACCUCCCUUCUCCGCCUCUCCCUCUCUGCUCCCCUCGCCCGUCCAGCGGCCCACAUUUUCCAUCCCCGCCCCGGGGGUGGGGUCCUGCUGCGCGGGCCGAGCCCUGGAGACCUCUGAGGGGCGGGCAGGGGCGGAGCGCGGGCGGGGCGCACGGGGCUACCUGGGGACCCUCGCGGCGCUGCCGCCGGGAAGUCCACCGCUGCCAUGCCCUGGGCGCUGCUCUUUGGCCUGCUGGCCGCGACGCUGCUGCUGCUGCUACUCCUGGGCCGCCGGCGCGCGCGGCGACCUGGUGAGCCCCCUCUGGAUACCGGCACCAUUCCUUGGCUGGGUCAUGCCUUGGAGUUCGGGAAGGAUGCCGCCGGCUUCCUGGCACGGAUGAAGGAGAAGCAUGGGGACAUCUUUACUGUGCUGGUGGGAGGCAGGUAUGUCACCGUCCUCCUGGACCCGCACUCCUACGACACGGUGGUGUGGGAGCCUCGCACCAGGCUGGACUUCCACGCCUACGCCACCUUUCUCAUGGAGAGGAUUUUUGACGUGCAGCUGCCCCAUUACAACCCCAGCGAUGAGAAGGCCAGGAUGAAACCGACUCUGCUCCACAGAGACCUGCAGGCGCUCACAGAGGCCAUGGACAGCAACCUCCGCACAGUCCUGCUGGGCGAUGCAGGUGGCGGCUGGCAUCAGACGGGGCUGCUCGAGUUCGCCUACAGCUCUCUGCUCAGGGCCGGCUACCUGACCCUGUACGGAGUGGAGGCUUCACCACGCACCGAGCAGAGCCAGACUCAGGACCGCACCCACUCGGCCGAAGUCUUCCACACCUUCCGCCAGCUCGACCUGCUGCUCCCCAAACUGGCUCGAGGCUCCCUGUCGGCAGGGGAUAAGGACCUUGUGUGCAGCGUCAAAAGUCGCCUGUGGAAGCUGCUGUCCCCAACCACGCUGGCCACCCGAGCUCAGCGGAGCAGCUGGCUGGAAAGCUACCUGCUGCACCUGCAGGAGAUGGGCGUGUCAGAUAAGAUGCAGGCACGGGCCCUGGUGCUGCAGCUCUGGGCCACACAGGGGAACAUGGGACCUGCCGCCUUCUGGCUGCUGCUUUUCCUGCUCAAGAACCCCGAGGCCCUGGCUGCCGUCCGCAGUGAGCUCGAGCGAAGCCUGGAGCAGCCAGUCUCGCAGAGGACCGCCCUUCCACAGAAGGUUCUAGACAACAUGCCUGUGCUUGACAGCGUACUGAGCGAGAGCCUCAGGCUCACGGCUGCGCCCUUCAUCACCCGUGAGGUCGUGACGGACAUGGCCUUGCCCUUGGCAGAUGGGCGGGAAUUCGCCCUGCGACGUGGUGACCGCCUCCUUCUCUUUCCGUUCCUGAGCCCCCAGAGGGACCCAGAGAUCUACCCAGACCCAGAGGCAUUUAAGUACAACCGAUUCCUGAACCCUGAUGGCUCAAUGAAGAAAGACUUUUACAAGGACGGAAAACGCCUGAAGAACUACAGCCUGCCCUGGGGAGCAGGGCACAACCAGUGCCUGGGACGGACCUUUGCCACUAACAGCAUCAAACAAUUUGUGUCCCUAGUGCUGCUGCACUUUGACCUGGAGCUUCUUGACGCCGAUGUGGAGGUGCCCGAGUUCGACCUUAGCAGGUAUGGCUUCGGCCUGCUGCAGCCAGAGCACGAGGUCCCUGUGCGCUACCGCUUCCGGCCCUGAGAUAUGCCUGCGGUCACCUGAUGCGGGACUGCCCUGUCUCCCACCAUGCUGGCUGCCCUGGAUCUGGAAGCAGGUGCCGCCCACCGUUUUUCCCUGCUUUUCUCUCAAGAAGCAGAACCCAGGGGAGGGGAAAGAGAGAACUCUGAGAAAAGAUGAAUGCAGGAAACGUGUGUGCAGCCCUGAGGACUCGGUGUUGCACCUGUACACCCAGGUCGGGCGUCUUCUGCCACCAGCAUCCUCCUCUCACUGGCAAGAGCCACAUAAGCAGAUGGAAGUCCUCACUGCCAGGCCCUCAACAUCCCUGACAACUGUGUGGUGCCAUCCUCGGCCCUUCAGGCAGCUGUUGGCCACGGAGAGGCCAGUUGAAACUCGGCAGCAUGUUCCUGAUCAUGGCACUCCCUUCAAACAGUUGCUUUCCCAGGCGUCCCAUUUGCCAGAUGCCGCCCUUAUAUUCCCUUCCCACGAGUGCUGGAGAAAGUGCAGGCAGGUGGGUGGGGUCUCCAGGCCGGUGCCUGCAGGGUGAGGAAAAGAAAAACACCCUCCCAGCAUUGAACUCUGGGAAGCAUAGCUGUGUCCUGCGAUUAUCAACACCAGUUGGGAGGGACAUUCCCUGGGCCCUGUGGGAGGAGGGCCCCCAACAGGGUGGCUGCAAGGCACCUUAGGGCUCCAGAGACUUCUGGCCAGGCUAGAAAAGGCUGUGGGACUGGGGGCUUCUAGCGCAGGCACCAGCUGUUCUGUGUGAGAAACAGUUGCCGAAGUUCACGUCGCAUCAUCCUUGGUGGGAGACUCAAUUCAAAGGGCCCCGCUUCUCUUGAUCACUUGGAAGAUUGGGUCAUACCAGGCUGCCCUUGGCAAGGGUCUCUGAAGCUUGCUGUCUGGCUCACUGGGGUUUUGUUUUGCUCUGUUUCUGCA